Messenger RNA from Colletotrichum gloeosporioides, 768 nucleotides. RefSeq names its product 4-formylbenzenesulfonate dehydrogenase TsaC1/TsaC2. NCBI's taxonomy places the organism in Eukaryota, Fungi, Ascomycota, Sordariomycetes, Glomerellales, Glomerellaceae. The record is from RefSeq and is a predicted model, not a curated record. The transcript is spliced from 2 exons. Bases 1 to 768 code for a protein of 255 amino acids.
AUGUCUCACCCAGGACGACUUGAGGGUAAGGUGGCCAUUGUGACCGGGGGCGGGGCUGGAUUUGGAGUCGGUAUUGUCAACAAGUUCACUUUUGAGGGAGCCAAAGUACUUAUCUUUGAUAUCAACGAAGAUGAUGCGAAGAAGACCGCAGCUCUGCAGCCCGAAGACUCCGCAGUGGCUAUGAGAGGUGAUGUCUCCAUGGAAGCGGAUUGGAAAGCUGCCUUGAGCCUUGCGGUGGACGCUUUCGGCAAGUUAGACAUCAUCGUCAACAACGCUGGGGUUGUUUACAACGCCUGCUCAAGCAUCGAGACGACCGAGGCCGACUACGAUCGAGUCAUGAGAGUGAAUCUCAAGUCCUUGUACUGGAGUUCCAAUGUGGCCAUUCCGCACUUCUUGGCUGAGAAGAAGGGUGGAAUAUUCAUCAAUAUCUCUAGUAUGGCGUCAGUCCGACCCCGACCAACUCUUGUGUGGUACGGGGCCAGUAAGGGAGGCCUCACCAACGCAACCAAAGGCCUAGCGAUCGAGUGGGCGAAGCACAAUAUCCGCUUCAACGUUAUUCAUCCCGUCGCAGGUGAAACCUCCAUGGUCCCAUUCUUUCUUGGCGGACAUGAUUCUCAGGAGGGCCGAGACAGGUUUAUCAACACCAUUCCUCUCGGGCGAUUCGCUCAACCUACAGAUAUUGGAAACGCGGUUGCAUUCUUAGCCAGCGAUGAAGCAUCCAUGAUCACAGGGGCAUCUCUAGACGUGGAUGGUGGCAGAGGAAUUUAG